AUGUCGCCCGCCCGUGCCAUGCCCACCGUCGAGACUGUUCCUGAGGCCCGGGACGCAGACCAAGGGCCCAAUGGCGAGCAACAACGAGAACACGAGAGGUCGGAUGACCAUCGUGGCACCGAGGUUAUGGCCUCCGACAAAAGCUGGCUGCCCUCGAUUAAAGACGACUUCCCAAUAAGGAGGCACCAGACGGGCUCACCACAGCUGCAUCCUUUACUGAAGCCCCGCCCGAGGAGCAGAGAUCGGCGGAGGAGCAGUGGGAUUCCGGUUGCGAGGCCUGACACGCACCGCCGCGCCUCAGCCGACUUCACCUGGCAUGGGUUCGAGGGAGACCACGCCGGCUCCAGUAUCUCGGAUCUCGACCCUCGAAACUCGGAUUCACGCAAGCAAACGAGACAGCAGAAGCGUGCGCGGCUGUCAUACCAACCUGGGCACUCGGGACUGCCGCUGCCCGCGGACAGAACCAAUGAUUGUGGGAGCUCAAGUAGCGACGAUUCAACGCCCAAGACAUCGUUGGACGGAAUGGUGCCCGAGUCACAACUUUCAACAGCUAACCAUGAUGUCGCCGUCAAGGCUGGAAAGCCCUCCAUUCCGGACUUUCUCGAUAAGCUGGACGAGGAUGCGCCAGCAGUGGGAGCCGACGGCAUCGAGCAAAGCAUGGAGGAGGCUGCAUCAUGGGGUGGCACCAACAACGACGGCAAGGCAUCACCGAGUGCCCACAGCGCGUCCUCGUCAUCGUCGUCCACAUCAGGCAGUCCCUAUAGCGAUCUGUCCUCCGAGAGAACAACAGACACCGAACGAAGCUCCAGCCCGGAGAGGAGCAGCGUGGACGGCGACGAGACCCCCGUGGCCCCGGUCCUCAACUUUGUCGAAAACAGUCUGCACGCCGCCAGCAAGCGCCGUAGCAGCCUCUUUGACGUGGAUCGGUAUGGCACGCCCGAGAUGCCACGAGGAACAGCCAACCUGCCACAUAUUCCCGUCAGCGUCUUGACUCCGCGGGUGCCUAACCAGGGCCACCCAAAGCACCUGCCACGGGCUGAGAAGCUGCCUCUGUCGGGCUAUGAGCUGCUCGCAUCGCGCAUCUCGGCGUCGUCAGAAUCAGGCCCCCGCAGCCACCCGGGCUCUGGCACGUCCUCGUCGACCGCCACACCACGUGAGCACAUUCCGAGACGUCACAGCAGCGCCAGCAACAUCGGCUACCGGAGCAGCCUGUUGGAGGCGGAGCCCGCCAUCCAGCCCAUCUAUCGAAGGUUCAAGGCCAUGAACCACCGGCUACUACUUCACCUGCAGGACGAGCUGAGCGAGUUGGAGGAGCAACUGCACAGGCUUGACACGGCAGACACCCAGACGAGGAGACUGCAGAACCGCAUACUACCCGCGAGCAGACGAGCAGAGGCCCUGGCCGGAGGAGAGCUCCAGUCGCACAAGACUGAGAUCCUGGCCAAGAUUGGGUUCAAGCUCAGCCAAUACAACCAUGCGAUGUCGUCCUUCACAGCCACGCGAGACAUCCCAUCGCCAUCCCCCUCCGACGUCAACGAAUACCGCCGCUACCUCACCCACCAACCAGUCACUGAGAUCGAGGCGCGCUUCCUAGACUCCACCGACGACCUCGUCACCCUAGCUCCGCCAACCCGAUCAUCACCACCACCAAGCCGCGCCCCGAGCCCCUUAUCCAGCGGGGCUAUGGCUGCUGCUGCGGCGGCCGCGCGCGACCACCACUACUACCAGGCCCUAAAGUCCACCCUCGACGCAGCCGAUUCCGCAUCCGCAUCCGCGCCCACGCCCGCAUCCGUGUCCGCAGCGGGGAUCCUCCCCGAGCCCGAGCCGUCCUCGCCAGUCCCUAUCCCCGGCACCAUGCACGGCAACUCGUGGCGCACCAACCGCGGCCACCUCCGCGGGAGCAGCAGCGUCAGCCACAGCCCCAGCCCGGGCCUGGGGGGAUUGGGCUCGGCCCCGCUGCCCACGCCGAGGGGGACGCGGCCGCGCUCGAGCUCGGAGGCGCUCACGCCGCGGACUUUCACGCCUCGGUCGAGCACCCCCGUGGGCAAGACGGAUGUCACCGCGCCCGCUGCUGCCGCCGUCUCCGCAGCCCUCCCAACGAUCAAAGUCGACCAGCCACCAACCACCGCCAUCAGCAACCCUGGGGAGAAGGAGGUGGGCGAGGGCUCGCCGGUGGUGCUUCACGUGGCCAUCGCCCUCGCCGUGGCGGUACUGCUUCCGAUCCUGACGUUCUCGACCAUCCCGGGGCUCGUGGGCCGCCUGAUCGUCGUGGUCCUGGUGGGCAUGUCUGUCGCUGGAUCGGUCGUGCAGUCUGGCAGCGUGGGGGCCCGCGCCGCGGGGGUCUAUAGCAAGGACUUGUUUAUGAGCGUUGCGGUUUACACGGGGGUCAUGGCUGUUGUGGCUGGGGUGCUCUAG
Molecule: messenger RNA, 2415 nt
Organism: Diaporthe citri
Lineage: Eukaryota; Fungi; Ascomycota; Sordariomycetes; Diaporthales; Diaporthaceae
Exons: 2
Coding region: 1-2415 (804 amino acids)
Source: RefSeq, a predicted model, not a curated record